Sungouiella intermedia is the source of this 1827-nucleotide messenger RNA. The record is from the annotation of a GenBank genome assembly. NCBI's taxonomy places the organism in Eukaryota, Fungi, Ascomycota, Pichiomycetes, Serinales, Metschnikowiaceae.
AUGUCGUGGAGGAUUCUUGCAAGGCUGCCGGUGUGGAGAACCCCACCGGUCAUUCGGCCAAUAGGAGUCCAGAAUCGCCUCUUUCUGUCGCUCUGCCGGCCACUUCAUCGUCCAAUUCGACCUCUUGGGCGUCUACCUCUUGGUGCCUACUUCUCAACCACUCCACAUCUUCUCAAUGGUGGAGAAAGCCCACACAACCAACAACCUGUUCCCAACUCCAAAGAGGAGCCCAAACCCAAGCCAGAAAAGACUCCCAUCACCAAAGAAAUUCUUUUGAGUAGGGCCAAUAACUUUGUUUCUCGACUCAACGUGAGAUUCCGGUGGCUCUUGAAGAGAUCGAAUCGACCACUCAACACUGACGACUAUUCGGCUCUUUUCUCAUGGUUGAUGGUUGGAAAUGUGUUGGUAUUGAUUUUGGGAACCACUACAUUUGUGCUGUUGGUACUCUUCACUUUUAACACGGUGUUUGCUCAGGAAUUUGUGGCCAGGAAGCUAGGCGAGUUCAUCACAAAGAACUCCAAGUUGACCGUCACCUUCGAGCAUGCGAUUGUGCCGGGCUGGUCCGAUGGCAAGAUCUCUUUCAAAAAAUGCUUCGUUAGCAAACGCCCGAAGUCCACCACCAAGUUUCUCAAGGGCUCGCAGGCUGAAGCUUACGCCAAUCGUCUUGAACCCUCUAACAAUGAACCGGAAGAUGACGGAAAUUACACGCAGUUUGAUUUGACCAUUGAAGAGGUUAUAAUCACCUUGUCGUUCUGGAAAUGGGUCAAUGGAACCGGUAUUGUCGAUACGUUGGAGAUUAAGGGCAUUCGAGGAGUGGUGGAUAGAACACACGUUCAUUGGGAUCCUAAUGAUGAUGCUACAAACUAUAAGAACGUGCAUCAUGUGGGAGACUUUGAAUUCAAUUCGUUCACUAUGGAGGAUGUAUUGUUCACUUUGCUCCAACCUAACGACUUCCGUCCUUUUAAUGUAGCCAUCUAUAAUUGUGAGCUUCUGAAGCUCCGGAAACAUUGGCUCUUUUACGACUUCCUUAAUGCCAACAUCAUGAGUGGUUCUUAUGAUAAUUCGCUAUUUACCAUUCACAAACGCCAACGUCUCAAUGACUUCGAUGAUGUCACCAUGCCUCUCGAUGUGACCGACUCGACGGCCGCAUUGCCAUGGAAACGAGUUAACAGACUUCGUGUGGAUUCAUUGAAUCUUGACCACUUGAAUAGAGGCUUGGAAGGACCCUUCGGGUGGAUCUCAGAUGGUAAGGUUGACAUGAUUGGUGAUGUGAUGGUACCUGAGGAAUCUCAAGACCUCAACGUUGCGGAGAUUGUCAAAAUCAUUACCCAUUCCAUCCACAAAGAGGCUACCAGGUACCGUAAUCCGGAAGUGAACAUUACCAAGCAGGACCAUAUUUCCCGUUUAACCAAAGCGGCGGAUUCCGAUGUAACUGACGCCACCAUCGACUCGCACGAUAUUCUGAAGUACUUCGUGUUGGACUUGACAAUUAGGUUGAAUAAUGUGAGGGCUCUGGUCCCCUUCAAAGCCCCAGAGCUCUCCUAUGUGAAUUACGCAUUGAUCCGACCCAUUGUGGCCUACAUCAACCUGAGAAAUGCAUUUAUUGAGAUAAAGAGCCGGGUGGUGAAGAACAUUGAAGACUUCAGUGGGUCGUGGACCGUUUAUGACUCUCUUUUAAUGGACGACAUUUCGGAGGAGGUUUAUGACGGAUUUGUCAACUACGUUGCAGACGACGAGGCACGGCUCAUGCGUAUGCGGAAGGUAGCCUUCUGGUCGAUGCAAUUGCUUGUGCAGCUUGUUGUUCUUGGGCUUGGAGCCUUAACUUAA